AUGAAAUUCACUCAAGUCUUCACUUUAGGAUUAUUUGCUUUAUCCACCCAAGCCGCUGCUAUUCCACAAGAAUCAACCACCGAAGUCGACAAAAGACUCGAUGCUGAUGUUGCUGCUCAACUUGCUCUUAACAUUUUGAACCUUAUUCAACUUGGUAUUGGAGCUAAUGUUAAUGUUACUGCUAAAAGAGACGAAUCCGCUGUUACCAUUGAACAAUCUAAGAGACUUGAUGCUGAUGUUGCUGCUCAACUUGCCGGUAACAUCUUGAACCUUAUUCAACUUGGCGCCGGUGCUGAAAUUUCUGCUUCUACCAAGAGAGAUGAAUCUGCUGUUGAUACCGUUGAAGAAUCCAAGAGACUUGAUGCUGAUGUUGCUGCACAAAUUGCUGCUAACAUUUUGAACCUUAUUCAACUUGGUAUUGGUGCUGACGUAAACGUUUCUGCUAAAAGAGAGGAUACCGUUGCUGCUCAAAUUGGUGCUAACAUCUUGAACCUUAUCCAAGCCGCUGUUGGUGCUCAAACCACUGUUGACUUGUAA
This is a messenger RNA of Candida albicans SC5314, 537 nucleotides long. RefSeq lists its product as uncharacterized. The transcript has a single exon. Bases 1 to 537 code for a protein of 178 amino acids. NCBI's taxonomy places the organism in Eukaryota, Fungi, Ascomycota, Pichiomycetes, Serinales, Debaryomycetaceae. The record is from RefSeq and is a predicted model, not a curated record.